UAGAGCAAACGGGGGGCAGAGAAAGCAGAGAAGGCUGGAUGGGGGAGGGAGAAAAGAAGGAGGUGAUUUUUUGGGGAGUUAGGAAGAAUGUAUAAAAGGAGAGAGAGGGGGAGAGAGUGAAUGAACAGGAAGAGGGAGAAGAAACAUUGGAGGCAAGAUUUCGAAAGCUAUAAAGGACGAUCGAAAAAUCAGGCCGGUGAUUUAUUGUGGGAUUGGGUCCGUUUUUUAUGCUAUGUCCGCCAAUAAGGAUUGUCCACCUCCGCUCAUAAUCCUCUUACUGGCCCUUCUUAAUGGCUCCUCCUCCUUUGCCGUACCUUCUGACGUCUCAGGGACCAACCACACAGCCACCCUGCCUCUGAGGCCACGCGGACACAUGUACAACCAGUUGGAGUUCAGCGAUUACUACGAUGAGUUUACUGAUCCACCCAGUCAACCCCCGCCUGCCCCCUCACAGGCCACCAAUCCUCAGCCCUGUGACUAUGACCCCUGUCGGGAGCUACAGCCUCCCUGUGCCCAGCUGGCAGCCUCCAGCGGCUGCCUGUGUCCAGGGGUGAGUGGGCCCCAUGUGGCCCCAGAGGCUCCCUACCUGAAGAGACUGUCUAUGGAGGAUGCAGCAGUGGUGGUUCAGUGGUGUGCACCAUUGUCUUUCGUGACCCAUUACGAGGUGGUGGUGGGUGCGCUAGAGCCCUUGGUGUUUGGUGAAGACCAGAGAAGUGGUACUGUUAAGGAGGUGGGGCAGGGGGCAGAGGUGUGUGUGGUGGCGGUGAAUAAUGCAGGAGUCAGCAAGCGUCAGAGGGGGUCCUGUACGAUGUACGAGCCCCCUGGGGACAGCAGUGUGGCCCUCAAAGCAGGGCUGAUUGGAGGGGCCCUGGGGCUCCUGCUGCUCCUCUCACUGGCUUUCCUGCUCUGGAGGCACAGGGCUAGGAGAAAAGCAGAUGCCAGGAUCACCCAGGCCACAGAUGAAACACUAUGAGAGGACUGGGGGGAGGCUAUGGUAGAGGCUGACUCAGGGGUGGCUAUCCAGAGCCCUUAUCCACAAAGCAUCUCAGAAUAGAAAAUUGGUCGUAAGUGCUGAGAAUAGAGACAUUUCAUUCCUACACUUAUAGGUAAAAAUAAAAACUAUGCAUGAAGGCUGUUUAGUCAUAAGUGUCACACCAAGUUGACAGAUAUUUAGGACAUCUCAUGAGCUGUCCUAACCAGUUAAUAGUUACAAGCAGAUGUCUUGAUAAUAGAAAAAUGCAGCGAGUCAGUGGUUCCUGUGCCACAUGCAAUUACUUUGGAGUUGUUAAAAUAAUGUUUUGAUAUUUCUAUAUGAUCAAAACAUAAAUAAUCUAGACCUACAUGCAACAGUAUCUGUUGCGCUUUUGACAAUGAUUUCACGAGGCCUAUUUCACAAAUACUUAGGCUAAUAAAUAAACACGUUUUUAUUUCGAUUAUUUAAUUACCUACAUCGUGUUAUUUCAAGUUAUCCAUUUGGAGAGCAACAUCACCUUGUUCUACUAAGCUAACAUACGGAAUUGUUUUAAGAUGGUCGUACCAUGGAUCAUUUAUUUGA
Molecule: messenger RNA, 1555 nt
Organism: Coregonus clupeaformis (lake whitefish)
Lineage: Eukaryota; Metazoa; Chordata; Actinopteri; Salmoniformes; Salmonidae
Product: LRRN4 C-terminal-like protein
Exons: 3
Coding region: 233-973 (246 amino acids)
Source: RefSeq, a predicted model, not a curated record